GCUAUCAGUGUUUUCCUUAGCAAACCACUGGACAAAGACCUCGAAAAACUAGUCUCGGCUGUGCAGAAGGGCGACCGGUUCAAAGCUUUGUCCUUCGAGGACUUCCGGAGAUACGUUUUUCGUGCGUCUGAUCACGACAGUGAACCCUUCCUUUCCAAAGAUGGCAAGUCUGCAAAACCUAAACCUGCCAAGCCCUCCGAGUCGAAAGGGGCAAGCGUGAAGUCAGUGAGUACUUCAAAGCCUCUAUGGUCAUUGGACUCUGGAUUGUUUCUGGUAAGAUCAUCUGCUGACCAACUACGUGUGGCGUACGAUGCCCUUGAGCGAGUGCAUGGCAACGUUACCGUGAAUGCUUUGCUGAUCUCUUUCACAAACAUCUCAGACAUUAUGGCCGUUGACCAAAAAAGAUACAAUGGUGGUGACCGCAUUAUGUGCCGCGUUCGACUCGGAGCGGACAUGAACCCUCUUUGCGGAAAGCAUCCAGUGGUUGCUGUCGUGCCAUCUCGUAUGAUAUGGACUGAGGAAGGCAAGGGCCACUGGCUGAUAGACGGUCAAAAGAUAAAGAGCUUUGCCCAAAUUGGAAGUUUGCCACAUUUCCUCCCACCAGGCAGCGCUGGUGUAAGGGAAUGCACUGUAUGGCUCACUGCACCAUGGCCGACGGAGCAUCGAGCUUUCGACGUGAGAGUCUUUGCCUCUGACGCUGGACGAGUUCCGCUGAGACAGGUAGGUGGCCAAGUUAGCUUCUCUGUCCAUAUGCCAUCCCCGGCAGCGCCAAAGUUGGAACAAUUUGGCCUAGAGCCCCGAGCGAAUAGCUGCUCUGCUCUCCUCCAUUGGGUAGCUCCAGUGGAAGAGAAGUACUGUCCCCCGAUUGUCAAGCACAUUUUGCAUGUUGAGCCUAUGCUUCCACCCACUCAGCAGGUGGUGAGCAGUGGAGACCAGGCCAUCAAGGAUUUGGAGGUGUGGAAUCAGGAUUUGAGGGACUUGGAGAAGCGCAAGAGCAUCAAAGUCAACGACCUUCAACGUGGUGUGCCAUAUCGCUUUGCAGUGCAGUGUGUGCACCAGGUGGAAUCGAAAGAACAAGAAGUCCUCGGAGCUGUCAGCGACUUCUCGGAGACGAUUACGAUGCCAAUCUAUCCGGUGCCACCACAGCCAGGCACACCUGAAGUGCGAGCUUGGCAACAGACAGGCAAACUUGAAGUCUUAGAGAUACUUGUGCCUGUUCAAGAUUCUGAUCUCGUGGACAGGUUUUUUUGCUACGACAUCGAAUACAGACCAAAGGGCAAGAGUGAAUGGACAAGGAUUCCAGACAGCCAAAUGCACAUGAACCAUGAUCCGAAGUGGGACGAGCCCUUGGACAGCUACUGCUUCUCAUGUUUGCUCAUCGGCCCAAAGCCUGUGAUUGAAGAACGUGAUGCUUUGGAGUUUCGAGCACGAUCAGUGAACAAUGCGGGGCCUUCAAGAUGGAGCCCUCCGUCUCCAAGCAUCCAUCUGGGAAGCGCGGAAGACCAGGGUGGUGGUGAUGCAGAGCAGACCGAGUUGCAACUCACAGCAUUAGAUGUGUUUUCUGCAGCAUCAGCGGUGCUUGCAGAUGUUGCAGCUGAACCAUCACCAAUUCAAACAGGUAAAGCCACUCUGUCUCGCGGACGGACACAAAUCUUGGAGAGCCCCAAACCAUCACUGGCUCAUUCGAAUUUCCCAAAAUGUCCUCGGACGCAUUGUCGCAUCCAAUGGCAAUUAGAAGAAGGUGAAGAGAUUCACUACCAGGUUGAGGCUCGCGAGGAGCGGUUGCCAUUCUAUGCGGCGUGGACUCCGUUGCCAGCGUACUAUCGCUACAACGAAGACAAGGUUGGAGAGGUCUUUGUUUCAGGUCUUGAGAGCUUUCCUGUGGCGGAACCGCUGAUCCUGCGAAUGCUCAAGGGCAGUGGGAAGCGAGGUGUUUGUGCCACCGUCCGACUUCAUGGAGUUGCUGGUCCACCUGCUCCACCGUCUCUACAACUUGCUCGGACGCUGACUGCACCCGGCAGUGAGCUCCCAGUGGCAGAGCUCAUGUGGCAUGAGAAGGAGCCCCUGAAAGAGAUGAAGACAUUGAUCGAGGCCUCUUGGGAACUCGAAAACUCCUUGAAGACAGGGUGGAGUCAACUUGCUACGGCGCAGCCUAUGCAAAUGGACGAUGGAGAAGAGGGGCUUCUCAACAUUUGCUUUGUUCAGCUUCAACUGCCGAAUGCCGACGGAGGACAAGGAACUCGUUGUUCCCUGCGGAUGCGGUAUGAAGGGCCCGAUGGACAGAAAGGGGAAGCAUCUGCUGAGACUGAUGCUGUGCAGCUGGAUGAUGCGAUCCAAACGGCAAAAGCAGCUCAAGAAAUUGUAAGGCGAACAACCAUUAAGAAAGCAAAGGCUCCGCGUCGACCGCAGCAGCUGACAAUCAUAAGUGGCAGCAAAAGCCUCUGGGAGGUUUCUUGGGAACAGAAGGGAAAAUCGGACAAAGUACCAAUCUAUGAAGCAGAAGUUUGCUUCGGCAAAGCUGGCUUGGAGGCUCCAGACGAGGAUUGGCAGCCAGUUCGCAGCUUAUACGUGCAACAGAUGGAAGAGGCUGAAGGAGAGAAUGGUGGACUACGUUCAGUAACAGCUCCUUGGAUAUCCUUGGAUUCCAGAAGUGAAUAG
This is a messenger RNA of Cladocopium goreaui, 2658 nucleotides long. NCBI's taxonomy places the organism in Eukaryota, Dinophyceae, Suessiales, Symbiodiniaceae. The record is from the annotation of a GenBank genome assembly.